GUUAUUGUUCUGUUUGUGUCUGCAGCUCAGAUCGAGGUGAUCCCAUGUAAGAUCUGUGGAGAUAAGUCAUCAGGGGUUCAUUAUGGAGUUAUCACUUGUGAGGGCUGCAAGGGCUUCUUUCGCAGAAGCCAGUCCUCCAGCGUGCAGUACUCCUGCUCCAGACAGAGCAACUGUCCUAUCGACCGAGCCAGCCGUAACCGCUGCCAGAGCUGUCGCCUCAAAAAAUGUGUCGCUCAGGGAAUGAGCCGCGAUGCGGUGAAGUUUGGCCGGAUGUCUAAGCGCCAGAGAGACUCUCUGUUUGCAGAAGUUGAGAGACACCGGCAGCAGCAGCGUCUUCAGGCCAACUCAGUGCAAGAGCCCCAGCCUCUUCCAGCCUACCGAUCCAGCAAAGAGCCCAGAGAACAGUCGUCACAUCUCAUCCCACCUCUACCUCCAUCCUACCCUUACUCUGUCGAGCCUGAACUGCAAGGCUGCCCUGCAGAGGUGCAUCCAUACCUGGAGUGUCGCAUAGGCGAGGCCCAGGCUCAGAGUCUGGCCUACAGGGGCUCCCACAGGAGAGGUGAGAGCAACAUCUUGCCAGCUGGGAGAGGAUUUGACUCCACAAGGUCUACACCAGAGGCUAUUCUGAACAUGAGCGGCAGUGAAAUGGGCUUUCGUCCUUUUGACCCUGAGAGCUCAUUCUUUUCUUACCCGACAUCUCUGCACAUAGAGGAGCUCUCUGCAAGUAUCGUACGCUCCCACCGAGAGACGACUCAGUAUCGACCGGAAGAGCUGCAGGCUCUCAGAUGGAAGGUUUUUAACAGAGAGGAGAUCCACGCUUACCAGAGCAAAUCGGUGGAUGAGAUGUGGCAGCACUGUGCGGUGCGCUUGACAGAUGCGGUUCAGUACGUGGUGGAGUUUGCUAAACGUAUCCCAGGAUUCCGUCAGCUUUGUCAGAAUGAUCAGAUUGCUCUCCUCAAGAGUGGGUCUAUGGAAGUGGUACUCGUCCGGAUGAGCCGGAUGUUUAACACAGAAAACAACACAGUAUUCUUUGACGGCAAAUUUGCAGGAACAGAACUUUUUAAAUCCCUCG
Messenger RNA from Puntigrus tetrazona (Sumatra barb), 1072 nucleotides. Its product is annotated as nuclear receptor ROR-alpha B-like. The annotation marks the transcript as partial. The record is from RefSeq and is a predicted model, not a curated record. Gene Ontology annotation, biological process: regulation of transcription by RNA polymerase II. Gene Ontology annotation, cellular component: nucleus. The transcript is spliced from 7 exons. Lineage: Eukaryota; Metazoa; Chordata; Actinopteri; Cypriniformes; Cyprinidae. Gene Ontology annotation, molecular function: zinc ion binding; RNA polymerase II cis-regulatory region sequence-specific DNA binding; nuclear receptor activity.